Messenger RNA from Hyaena hyaena (striped hyena), 825 nucleotides. RefSeq lists its product as uncharacterized. Bases 1 to 756 code for a protein of 251 amino acids. The record is from RefSeq and is a predicted model, not a curated record. Gene Ontology annotation, biological process: regulation of cell population proliferation; regulation of mitochondrial membrane potential; regulation of reactive oxygen species metabolic process. The transcript is spliced from 5 exons. NCBI's taxonomy places the organism in Eukaryota, Metazoa, Chordata, Mammalia, Carnivora, Hyaenidae. Gene Ontology annotation, cellular component: cytoplasm.
AUGAGGCGUCGUUUUCAUAGCGCAGGGGUAGCUCGGGACUCGGGCUGUGCACGUGUGCCAAUGCCCCGUGACCCCCAGACCCAGCUUGGCUACCCCAUCCUGCCAAGGCUGCCCCGUGCCCCCAUCCCCAGCUGGUUGCUCUUUCACCCAGGCAUUCCAUGGUCAGAGCACGUCAAGAGACGCCAAGUCCAGAACGCCCCCCUGGAAGUCACCUGUGCGUACACACUCCAAGCCACUCACUGGCUGUGUCACCUGGACAGUGACCUAAACUCUGCAAGCCUCAUUGAUUUCAUCCAUACGCUGCGCAGUCCUCUCGCAGCUGCGCCAGGACAGCCGGCGCGCCGCCGUGCCCACAAGUUGCCGGCAGCCGAGCGCGGCGCCGCCUCCUCUGCGCGCGGCCCCCUGCGCCCACCCGGCGGCGGUGGCCGGCUCCGGGACGCACGCCCCGGGGACGCCGACCCCAGAUGUGAAGCGGGCCCGCAGCCCCUCGCGCCCCCCGCCCCCCUCUCCCCGGCGCGAUCCGGAGUCUCGCCAGCGUCUUCCCUGCCAGAAACCCCGGGCUGGAAGAUGUGGCAGCCGGCCACCGAGCGCCUGCAGCACUUUCAGACCAUGCUGAAGUCUAAAUUGAAUGUCCUGACACUGAAGAAGGACCCCCUCCCCGCAGUCAUCUUCCACGAGCCCGAGGCCAUCGAGCUGUGCACCACUACGCCCCUGAUGAAGACCAGGACUCAUAGCGGCUGCAAGACUUUCCUGUAAACAAAUGAAAACAUACUUACUAUAGUUUGUCUCCCCAAUGAGGAAAGGUAAAAGUCGAUGUGAGCUACC